CUAAAUAAAUAAUGCAAUAGGCUUGGCAUCACCUCCAUCGUACCAAAUGGAAUCAUUUUUUUUUUUUUAAGUUGACCUUUCCAUCCUUCAUCUUCUGCUGCUGUGUCUGUGUCUGCUUACCUCACUAACAGAAAUGCUCACAGGCUUAGCUACUCCUUCUGCCACACUUCCUUCUAUCAAACUCGUUUCUUCCUCCCAGUUCUCCCCCCUCACUUCAUCUCUCUUCCCUGCAAAUAAAAUCCCAAUUAAGCCAUCAACAUUUCCUUGUAACUCUAGAACCUCCCAUUUGUUUACAACCCAUAUGAGCUGGUUGGGGAAGCUUGGAUUCAGUUUUGUAACUCGAGCUUCAGAUGUAUCUAUAGAUUCAUCUUCUUCAUCAAUUGCUCAAGGUCCAGAUGACGAUAUUCCUGCUCCUGGACUGCAAUUCGCUCAAUUCGGAGCUGGAUGCUUCUGGGGUGUCGAGCUAGCGUUCCAGAGAGUUCCUGGAGUUUCGAAAACGGAAGUUGGGUACAGUCAAGGGCAUCUGCAUAAUCCGACUUACAGUGAUGUAUGUACGGGAUCUACAAACCAUUCUGAGGUUGUUAGGGUUCAGUAUGACCCGAAAUUGUGCAGUUAUGAGACUCUGCUUGAUGUGUUCUGGGCUCGCCAUGAUCCCACCACGCUCAAUCGUCAGGGGAAUGAUGUUGGGACACAAUACAGAUCAGGAAUAUACUACUAUACUCCCGAGCAGGAGAAAGCAGCACGGGAGUCUAUGGAGAAGCAGCAGAAGCUCUUGAACAGGAGCAUUGUAACUGAGAUUCUUCCUGCAAAGAAGUUCUACAGAGCAGAAGAAUACCACCAGCAGUACCUUCAGAAAGGUGGUCGAUUCGGGUUCAAGCAAUCAGCCGAGAAAGGCUGCAAUGAUCCAAUCCGUUGUUAUGGUUAAGUUGAGCGGCUUCCUGAUACUGAUAUUAUUUUUAUUUUUUUUCUCCUGUGCUGCUUGUUAAUAGGUUAGCACAUCCUUCCCCAUAAAUGAGGUAUAAAAUUUAGUAUUUAUAAAUUGUAAUGGUAGCAGUUGUAUCAUGUAUGUAGCUUGUGGACCAAGUUAUGUGUUCUUCCUGUUCAUGUAUACAUAUUACUAAAACCUUCUAACUGUACGUUGAUAAGUUGGUUCUACA
This is a messenger RNA of Macadamia integrifolia, 1157 nucleotides long. RefSeq names its product peptide methionine sulfoxide reductase A1-like. NCBI's taxonomy places the organism in Eukaryota, Viridiplantae, Streptophyta, Magnoliopsida, Proteales, Proteaceae. The transcript has 2 exons. The record is from RefSeq and is a predicted model, not a curated record. Gene Ontology annotation, molecular function: peptide-methionine (S)-S-oxide reductase activity. The coding region runs from base 134 to 925 and encodes 263 amino acids. Gene Ontology annotation, biological process: cellular response to oxidative stress. Gene Ontology annotation, cellular component: cytoplasm.